GUGUAUAAGUAUGCGGCCGCGAGGUAAGAGUGCCCAUCCUUUGGACGCCGACCCCCGCAGUCCACCAUGAGCCAAGUCUCGCAUACCGAUGUCCUCGUGAUUGGUGCUGGACCUGCGGGGCUCAUGACCGCGGUCUGCCUUAGCCGCCUCAACAUACCAUACAGAAUCAUAGACCGCCGGUAGUGUCACUCUCCUCCUGUCCUCCGUGCCUGUUCCUUACACCCACUCAGUCUACCUGAAGAAUCAGCAGGUCAAGGGGAUGGCAUUCAGCCCCGGACGAUUGAAAUGUGGGACAGUGUCGGGAUGGGAGAGAAGCUGAGACAGACAGGCUUCCAUCUUCACCGCAUGGUUACAUAUGAAGCGAACGACGACAGAUCCGGGAUAAAGGCUACUAAGCAGGGUUCAGACAUUCCGGCAUCUUCUGCUCGAUAUCUCUAUGAGAUUGUCCUAGACCCAAAAGAUAUUGAGCGGCUCAUGAGGGAGUCGUUGUCGGAGCAAGGCAUUCAAGUAGAACAACCAGUAGUCCCUCAACAAUUCCGUAUCAUCAAUGAGUCAGGACCGAAUGAUGAAUACGUUGUUGAAGUGACAUGCGUACACCUUAAGGCGGAGCAUGUGCGGACAAGCCGUCUUCCACUUACCUCGAGAAACGAGUUAGCGGAUAUUCCCGAAUGCUUGGCGAAGGUGGAAAGUAUACGCGCAAAAUAUGUCGUUGGCUGCGACGGUGCCCGCUCUUGGGUCCGUCAACAGUGUGGAAUCACCAUGGAUGACUUAGGUGGGACGGUCGUGGCGGAGAACUCAAAGCCUGCAAUAGGCGAAGUAUGGGGCGCAAUGGACCUGAAGCCGAUCACCGACUUCCCGACUCCGCUAGCAAAGAACAUUAUACAGUCGCCGCUUGUGGGUCUAGUAGCUACUGUUCCAAGGCCCGGUAACAGGAUCCGUAUAUAUGGGCAAUUGCAGGACGACUCCUUGGUAAACGAUGGGAAUGUCUCAGCAGUGCAGUUAGCAGACAUCUUGAUGGCGACAUUCUCGCGUGGCUUCCAGCCGUACUCAAUGGCCGCGGAAGAUAUUACGUGGUGUAGUCAUUACAGAGCCAGACAGCGAAUCGCUUCGACAUUCUCGCACGCGCAGCGAGUUUUCAUAGCCGGAGAUGCAUGUCAUGUGCAUUCUCCAAAUGCCGGCCAAGGGCUCAAUUUCUCGAUGGCGGAUGCUUAUAAUCUGGCAUGGAAACUCGCAUACAGCCUUCGUGGGCGCGCCGGAAAUGCUCUCCUCGACACAUACGAAACUGAGCGACGCCCUUGUAGCAUCACGUUGAUCGAGCUCGAUAUGGAGAUCCAGAGGCUGAUACGCAGCCCAAGUACGAGUAUUCCGGAGCAGUAUAUGAGCCUGCUUGAACGACAGAACGCUUUCACAUCAGGCAUAGGUGUCCAGUACGACUCGCGACUCACUGUACCCGACUUCCAAGAUCUUGCGUGCGGCUUGGUCUUGGGACAAAGACUGCCCCACGCCGAAAUUCUGCGUUACGACAGCUGGAGUCGCUGCAGCCUUCUUGAUACUAUAUCAUACCAAAUGGCCUUCAAGCUUCUCAUCUUCCCGGGCGAUAUCACGCUGCCAGCGGUUGGCGCGAGCUUCCGCGAAUUCAUCGAGCGCUGCGCCAGCUCCAAGGAGGUUGGUAAUGGCGAUGUGCAGCUGGGAGCGAUCCUCUCUGUCAGCCAUGGCACGGUGCUUGCAGAGGCGGGUGUGGUAUCGGAACCGGUGCUCCGCGCUUCGCAAAAUGAUGGCCGUACGACGGGGAGUCUCUAUCGGUCGCUCCGCAUAAGCACUGAGAGCGGUGCAGCUGCGCUAGUGCGUCCUGACGGACAUGUGGCGCUGAUAAUUCCCGUGGCUUCGCGAGAGCUGGCUAGGGUCUGGAAGUAUUUGUCGGAAUUAUGAAGUAUGAAGACGAUGUGAUGUGCUGUCCAUUCACACUGGCGUCACCAUCG
Molecule: messenger RNA, 1979 nt
Organism: Fomitopsis serialis
Lineage: Eukaryota; Fungi; Basidiomycota; Agaricomycetes; Polyporales; Fomitopsidaceae
Product: FAD binding domain-containing protein
Exons: 14
Coding region: 286-1929 (547 amino acids)
Molecular function (GO): FAD binding
Source: RefSeq, a predicted model, not a curated record